Molecule: messenger RNA, 4264 nt
Organism: Gordionus sp. m RMFG-2023
Lineage: Eukaryota; Metazoa; Nematomorpha; Gordioida; Chordodea; Parachordodidae
Exons: 14
Coding region: 61-4179 (1372 amino acids)
Biological process (GO): regulation of transcription by RNA polymerase II
Cellular component (GO): nucleus
Molecular function (GO): DNA-binding transcription factor activity, RNA polymerase II-specific
Source: RefSeq, a predicted model, not a curated record
AAGUUUAAUGAUAAGAAGAAGUCUUAUAGGUUCAUGAUCAAUAUGAAAUAAUUUAAAAAUAUGCUUAAUAGUGAACCAAUAUUAAUAAAGGAUUGUUAUAUUAAAUUGGAGAGGCUAGAAACGUUUUAUUUCUCCAAUCCUUCUCCAUCUAUUCUUCAACAUUCUUUUAUUGACCAAACUGUCAAUGACGCCUUAAUAAAGAAGUUUCUAGACUCUCAAAAAGAUUUUAUUGGAGAAAGUCAACAAUUUAAAGCUUUCAUUAACAAUAAACAAAUAGAUAAAGAUGAAUCACAUAAAAAUCAAACAAAUUUAAAGAAUAAAGAAAAAUUACAAAAACUUCAUAUAUGUCACAUAUGUUUUAAAAGUUAUAACCUAAAUUGUGAUCUGAGAGAUCAUGUUUUUUUUGCACAUACUGCACAUCCAACCCUCCAAGAAACUUUAAAAGUUAAUAUUGUUGGUACAGAAGCACCAAUUAAAAGCCAAGAUGAUUUUAUUGAAGAUUAUCAGACACUUGUUAGAAAAAGUGUCAGGAAACGCCAUAAAAAUAGAAAAUAUGCUGAUUAUGAUAUAGAAGAUUUUGAUAUAUCACAUAAUAAUAAUAUAUUAUCCAAUAUAAUUAUUAAAAAAGAACCUAUAUUUUAUUCACACAAUGAUAACCCAUGUAUUGAGACACACUUUGACCAAUUGUUUGAUUUGAAGUCCAUCAAUGUAAAUCAAGAAAAUCAUAAUACAUUUUCUCAAAAUAUAUCAUCACAAAUAAACAAUGAUAUGAAUGAUAAUAUUACACUCAUUAUUCCAAAAAUAGAAGCAGAAAAUGAUGUAGAAAAUCAAAACACAAGCAAUAAUAACAAAGUUUGCAAUAUAUGUGGCAAGGUAUUUGCUAAGAGAUUAUUGUUACGCAGACAUUUUGAUAGUGUACAUCUAAGACUAAGGCCUCAUUUAUGCUUUGAAUGUGGGGAAAAGUUUGCCUCUAAGGACACCCUAGCACAGCACAUACGUACAAUUCAUGAGAAAUCAAGGCCAUUCCUAUGUACCUUAUGCCCAGGGAUUGGUAAAGCAUUUACUCGCAAACAAUGCCUAACAACUCACAUUAGAGUAGCCCACAGAGACCUUAUUUUGAACCAAAACAAUCCAGAUAUAGAAGUGAUAAUAAUUGACAAAUUUUCUGAGGAUCCCUUGAUAUCUCAAGAUUUCCUUACUAAUAAUAAUGAUGAAGGAAAGAUGGAUGACAUAGAUUUUGUUACUGGUAUUAUAAAUGAGCCAUUUAAAAUGAAUGAAGAUAUAAACAAGAAUCAAAUCAAACAAGAACACUUGUCUAUGUCCAUUGGUAAAAAGAAGGGAGCCAAAAUUCGACUCAAAUAUUAUAGAUGUCACUUUUGUGGAAAAAUUUUUAAUCAAGAGGCACAUCUAAGUAGACACAUUAAAUCAGUUCACCAGCGUCUCAAGCCUUAUAAAUGUUAUUUGUGCCCAAAGAUACCACCCAAUCCUGCAUUAGCUUAUGAUGAGCAAUUGACAGGAUCAUCUGCCAAUAUAUCCAUCAGAGACCAUUAUGAGCGUGAUCCCUCUACUGGCCAUUGGAUAAAAUCUUUCUCUCGCAAAGAGUUCCUUAUAAAACAUAUACGGAGUGUGCACCAAGGCUAUAGAGCAUAUUCAUGUGACCUAUGUGGGAUGAAAUACUGCGAUAAGCGUGACAUGGAAAAUCACAAGAAAAAAGCUCAUUCAAUUGAUUCCAAGCAUUUGAGACUUCAAAAUCUAGGCAAUGAUACACAGACUCCCAUUCCUAGAGCUUGUCCUUACCCUGCUUGUUCUAACAUUGUGUUUACGAGCAAGAUACACUUGUCUAAACAUGUCAAAACCUUUCAUUCCUCAUCUUCCAACAUUAAAUCCUACAAUUUGGGCUUAGAUGAAGGAAACAAAAUGGCCACUCCCAUAGAUAAGUCCUCUGCUUUAACAAAUCGUGGGAUGGAUGAUAUGAACGUGAACAAUUACUAUGGUAGUCUCAUGAAUCAAGAUGAGACAACCCCAUUCGAAGAUUCCGCUUCUUUCUUAGAUAUACCAAAUUCCCUCCCCCUCAACAUACACUCCCCGAUUCCCCUUCAACUCAAAAUGAGUUCUAUCAGUCAGCUGGACAGUAUCCCCUAUCCAUCUUCACAACUUACUGAUGGAAUGUUAGUCACCGACAACUCACUCGUUUCCCCAAAUUCGCUUUGUUUUGCCUGUGACACUUGUGACAAGCUUUUUACCAAUAGGGCCUCACUAGUGAGACAUUUCAAAUCAGUCCACGAAAAUCACAGGGCCUAUGCCUGCAGAAUCUGUGGCCGAUCCUUCAAUCAAAGACCUCACCUUGAAAGACAUUUGGCAUCCCUUAUCCAUGCAGAUGUCUUAAAAUACGCUUGCGAUUAUUGUGGGAGAAGAUUUGCCUUGAAGUCAAGAUUGGAGAAACAUUUAUUUGAUUUAAACUAUCACAGGGAUCCUAACUAUGUUAGGGUUCCAAAAUACGUUUGUUAUAUUUGUACACCACCUCAAGCCUUAGCGAUAGGCGAUGAACUAGAUUUUGUGCCUGAUGAUAGCCCAUUUUCAGCAUUGUUGGCCGAUUUGAAAAAAAAGAAAGCCCAACAAGGUAUACUCUUGACUAACAAUGAUUUUGAUCACAAAAACUUUGAAGAUUUCAAUGGACAAAACGUUAAAUAUAAUUUUGACAAUGACAUAGAUUACUUAGAUGAAAGUUCCCCCAAAUCUAGAAGGGGAACCGGAGAGGACAAGCUUUUAGCAUCCCUCACCUCCAAGCUCAUUUCCGACACCUUGCAGAUUCAAGGAUUGGACCUAUUGAUCGAAAAUAUAAAUAAUUCACCACCCGACGAUCAACUGUUAAUCAACCAUUCAGGUGGCUCUGAUCAGCUCAUCGAUCAUCACCUAAUUCAAAGUGACCAGUCGGAUCCAUCAUCGGAUCAGCUCUUGAUGAUGGAUCAAUCUCCUAACAAUAAUAAUCAGCAGUUAAUGGUUCAAUUGGAUCAAUCUGAAGAGCGGCAGAUAGAGCAAGACGAAGAAGAAUUAGCUGGAUAUGACCAAGAGAUGGCGCUUAUGAAACGUCAACGAUUCGAUAUGUCGGGUGCUUUUAAUAACAGAGUAAGUUUGAGAAAAUCAAGAGAUGAUUCUGAGCCAAUGAAACUUUCAUCAGAGAUGGAUGAUAAUGAAGCCACAACUACCGAUGACCCUACCAAAUCAUCAUUCAUAAAGGAUCCUCAGGUGAGAGAACGGCUCCUAAAAAUACGUCAAUCAUCUAUAGUUAGGUUCGGACGCAAAAAAGAUUUGGUGAAGCACUUGAAAGAGGUCCAUUAUGGGCACGUCAAUCAUUUGGUAGGAAACGUUAGUCAAAUUAACAACGGAAUUCGCUCAAAUGUUGGGGAACUAUAUUUGGAAACAUCUAAUAAUGACGACCAACAACUCGACUUUUCUUCCAACCCUCAUAAUAAUAUGGAAGAAGAUGCUAGCCAAUCAGGCAACAAUGGAAGUGUCUUGGCCCAACUAGUUCAAGAAUCUCGCUUCCAAGAACAAUAUGGAACUACUGAUCAACACUCUGACAUAAGUAAUUUACCUGCUACCGCCACCAUAUUGUAUCAACCCACUGCUUCAUCCACCACAGUCGAUGAAAAUGGCAGGUCCAACACUGCUAAUCAAUCAAUGAUCUUGUAUCCAUCAUCUGUAGCCGAUCAAUUUGGGGAUAGGAGUAGGAAAGAGACAACCAUGUUAUAUCAUUCAUCUGGAAAUAUGGGAGGUGGAGGGAACUCGAGUAGUUUUAUAAUGUCUAAUCUUGCAGCUUUGAAUAAUUCGCUUGGGGCGGCAACUCAUAGAGCUCAUUUGGACACUUUGCAACAACGAAUGUUAAUGGCUAAUGCUUCGCCUGACUCCCCUCACCCUUCGACUUCAACUACUGCUCCCCUCUCCGCUGAUUUACUCUUGCUUCCCAUAUACGAAUGCAAACCCUGUCGGCGAUCUUUUGCCUCUAGGGUCAAUUUGAAGAGACACGAGGAGCGUAUUCACGGUGAUCCAAAACCGGUUCAUUUGUGCGAGUUUUGUGGGAAGGUAUUUGGAUAUGCUAGAACACUUAAGGAUCAUAUUGGAAUAGCCCACCCCACCUCAUCGCCUAUGGAUGAAAACCUGGAACGACCUGAUUAUUAGUCAAUAUGUCCUCUACUUUUAAUUUAAAAUAUUGAAUAUAUUAAAUAUAUAUAUACAACUUGAGAGUAAAUUUAUUAUUUUUAUU